AUGGCUUCGGAACUUGUUGAAAGACUUCAGGAAUGGCUUCCGUGGACCAAGAGUCAAAAGGAGCAGAGCACUUAUAAAUAUGGCGUUCUUGAAUCAGACGAGAUUCGGACAUUGUUGAUCCAACCUGGUGCCAGCGGAAGCCCCCUGACCGGCCAAAUCGAGCAACACAAGCUUGGUGACCCUGAUAAGUCCUACGAGGCUCUUUCCUACGUCUGGGGGAGCCCGAAGCGUGGAAAUGUUAUACGGAUUGGCGAAAAGGAUGUUCUGGUCACGCGAAAUGCUACAGAGCUUCUGCUGCAUCUCCGUGAUGAACACCAUCCCCGCCGGGUAUGGAUUGACGGCAUCUGCAUCGACCAAGACAAUCUAGACGAGAGGAGUCAUCAAGUCACGCUGAUGCAGGCGAUAUUCUCAGGAGCUUCAAGCGUUCUGAUAUGGGUUGGGGAAUCAGACGAAGAUACCGAGAGUGUCUUCUCGUUUUUUACUUUGAUGGACGAACGACGUCGAGAUCGGGCCGAGGCUGAGACAAACGAGGACCAGAAUGAGCAUCCGGAUACUGAGUUUGUCAGAAAGAGUAUUAAGGAUCCCUCCAAGGUUCGAAAAUUUGCAGAUCGCCCCUGGUUCCAUCGAUCUUGGACUUUUCAGGAAGCAUGCCUUUCACCCGAAUCGUAUCUGAUCUGUGGAAAACAUCAACUGCACUGGCGGAUCUUUGUUUCGGCGGCCCUGUACCUGACAUCCGCGGGAAUGCUCAACGUAUUCGGUCAGUCGGCAGAUACGAUUGUGGCUCUCGCAAAUCUGGCCGCUGCAAAUCCCAGCCACCAAACUCCGUAUCUUUCCGUCAUCCUUCCGUUGACGCGCGAACUGAAAGCUGCAAGCCCCCUCCCUGUAUCUGAGGUGUACGCGCGAACCGCCAAAGCUACGAUGGUGCAAGAACAGGGACUCUCGGUCCUGUCUGGCGUCCGUGGACCAGACCGGCAGGAUCGAAACUUGCCCUCCUGGGUACCUGAUUGGAAUCGUUCCCGGCCUGCUGCUUAUUUUCACGGAUAUGACUGGCCCAACACAACUCAUCUGUAUGAUAUUAACAAAGGCGCAAGCUUCCCGAAUGACAUCCCGGAUGAUCUCGGACCAGAAACUCACAUCCUGAAGCUGAGAGGUGCGAGGCUCGAUGUCAUAACCCACGUGUGCGACGGGAAAAGACUGCUACUCGAGACUGCCACAUUGAAAGGAAGGACAGACAAAAUAGCUGCCCUGUCCGCCAAUGACGAAAUGAACCUGUUGCGGAAAGAACUUGAUAAAAUCCCCUUGAAACUCGGAUUUUCGCCCUUGGACAGAUACAAGCAGACCCGGGAGGAUAUCAUCCAAGCUCUCGUGAGAACGCUGACUGCCGACCGAGGUGGGAUUGGGGGGGAAGGAGGGGGGAAAUGGUUCACGGACUAUGAAGAAUUAUGGCACCUUAGUAUGAGGAGGGAGGUUUUCCUCGGGAGCCGCUGGCUCUGGGCCAUAAGCGGGAACGAACCAAACCCAGACGUAACUGAACAGAUGAGCGUGCUAACCAUUGCCAUGUGGACCUUCAUGGCGGGGAGGAAGAUAUUCAGAACGCGUCAUGGGCUGCUUGGGAUUGCAGCCGAAGGCACCAAGAUUGGAGACGAGGUGUGGGAUAUAAUCGGCGGGCAGGUCCCGUUUGUGCUGAGGUCGAAGAAGACAUGGUUCCGGGAGAACCCAGGCACAGCAGGGACGGCAAGAUUACAAGUAGUCGGUGAAGCGUACGUUCAUGGGGUGAUGAAGGGUGAGCUUUGGAAGACGGCGGAGGAGGAGGAGACUACGCGGAGGAGCACAAAUACGUGGAGCAGCACAGAUACGACUUCCGACGCUUUAUACGGCGAUGCUCUUGAGUUUGAAGACCUGGAACUAAUUUGA
Messenger RNA from Clonostachys byssicola, 1914 nucleotides. The record is from the annotation of a GenBank genome assembly. Lineage: Eukaryota; Fungi; Ascomycota; Sordariomycetes; Hypocreales; Bionectriaceae.